AUGUCCGACAAAAGUAUUACAGUGAAAGUGCCCCAAAUUAUACUUGAUAGUAAUUUAGAAUUUGGUGACAAUGAUAUAGAAAUCAAAGAGUUAACUGUUACUCGUACUAAAUGCAUUAACCCAACCUUGGUGGAUUCAUUUUUAAGGUUACUAAGACAUUCUAGCGAUGAUAUUAUAAGGCAAAGAAUCAAUGAUUAUUCUAAAAGAUCAAAACUGAAUAUAUCUAAACAAGAUAAAUGUAAUAAAUUUGUACAAGAAGAGUUAUACCCUAAUUGGAAAGCUAGAACAGAUAUUAUUAAUUAUUGCCAUCAACAAAGUAUUCAAAUUAAAAAUGAAUUGGAUUCAUUAUCUUCGACUAAAGACGAUAAUUCUGUGGAGGAAGUAAACUUAAGAAUAGAUCCCUAUGGUGAGAGAGAUUGUUUGGAAGAGAAGAGAUCGUUAUAUAAUGAUUGGGAUAAACUUCAGUUCUGGGUGAAGAAUAAUCAGGAAAUCGAAACGAUCUUACAAAGAACAAGCUCUCGUAUACUCCAACAGACAUGUGAUGAAAAUAAAGAAUAUGUUAAGAAUUUUUUAGAAUAUUGUCGAAA
This is a messenger RNA of Henningerozyma blattae CBS 6284, 587 nucleotides long. It is a transcript of the gene MIX23, whose product is annotated as Mix23p. Gene Ontology annotation, cellular component: mitochondrial intermembrane space. Lineage: Eukaryota; Fungi; Ascomycota; Saccharomycetes; Saccharomycetales; Saccharomycetaceae. The transcript has a single exon. The record is from RefSeq and is a predicted model, not a curated record. The annotation marks the transcript as partial.